Aspergillus ibericus CBS 121593 is the source of this 1160-nucleotide messenger RNA. RefSeq lists its product as uncharacterized. Bases 31 to 1032 code for a protein of 333 amino acids. The transcript has a single exon. The record is from RefSeq and is a predicted model, not a curated record. NCBI's taxonomy places the organism in Eukaryota, Fungi, Ascomycota, Eurotiomycetes, Eurotiales, Aspergillaceae.
AUUGAUGUGCCUGGCAGUACGUCAACCACGAUGUCGACUACCAACUUCACUCGUGAAGCAUGGCUACACCUCUACCGGGCCUUAAUCCGCCAGUGCUCCUACCUCCCGGACCCCAUCGCCAGGGUCCAGAUGCAGGCCUACAUCCUCGACCGAUUCCGACGGUCUGCCGCCGAGGAGAAGGAGCUGCCCCUGCUUCGACAGCAAGCGCUCCGGAAAUCAGCCCUCUCUGAAUUGUCUUUGCUCAAUCGGGCCAAUGAUGGAUAUAUUAAACCGUUGGAAAAGGUUCUGCAUCUCGCAUAUGGUCGCCGAGGGAAACGGAGACACGAUCUGAUUGAGGCGUUCAUCCCGCCAGCAAAAAAGGGUGCGCAUCCCGUGACAGAUUUCAGCGAUGGGUGGGAGCCUCCCUCGCACAUGGUCGCUCUCCUCAAGGCCCAAAACCACAACGCAAUGAUUACCCUACUGAAUGCCGGCUUGUACGUCAAGGAGACCACGCCAAGCAUCCCCAGCGAGAAUAUCUGGGGGAAGCCACUUUCUGAAUCUCGUCGGAUGAAUAUCAGGAGCAGAUGGUACACCAAGGCGCGAGGAAAUAUGUUUCCACCACUGCCUGAUAAGGAGCUCAAGCUGUUAGAGGGCCUCAUACUCGGGACCACUCCGUGGACGCCACCCAAACGAAGAAAACCAGUCGAGACUUCCCCAACUCACGUCGACUCCGAUAUCAAUCUCGCUCUGUUUCUGGAGAAGGGACCACAAAAGGGAGAUACAUUUGAGAAAUAUGCAGACGGACGACCCCAUAUCAUCACACGACGAUUCAUGCAGAGGCUCUGGAAGCGCCUGUCUUGCCUAAUCCCUCGCGUGAAGUGGGAUACCAAAACCCGAAAGCCUAUUUUCAGCUGGGAUGUGAUUCACAGGGGUCCCAAGCUGGCCGUCCUUCUGGAAGAGGACCUUGCGAGUGAAAUCUUUGGUGGCGUCGAUGCCGCGGGGAAAAAGAUCAAAGAUGAUAAACCCCAGAUCGAGGAUUCACAGUCUAACUAGGACAAUAGCAAGCCACAAAUACAUCCUUUGCUAAUUUCACCAACUCAAGCACUCCCAUAGCUAUUACCGGAACUGCACCCGCCCAUACUUGUCAAUCCAAGGUCUCUCAUGCGGACCACACCACAGUC